CCCGCGGCUCCCCGGGGUUGGGGCCGCCACCGUCCCCGGCCACCAGUCGUUGGGUCGGACGGAGCGCGCCCCUCCCUCUUUCCGCUUGGCUGGUUGGGUUGUGCAGAGUACCCGUGGGAUGUACGGAAAGUGGGGUAGGGGAAGGCCCCACCUCUUGGGGAGGUGCGGGCUGAUCAUGGUCUUUCUUGGCCGCCGUUUCAGCUGCAAGCCCCGCCCCGUCUUUUGUGUGCUCUGUUUUGCAGAGUUAAGCCUCUUUGCAGUCGUAGUGGAUAUGCCAGCAGCUUAAAUACAUGAUUGUACGCACGUGUAUGAAUUAAAGUUUUCUCUGUUGGGAUAGUUCUAAUAAGUAUUGCAAAAAACUGACAUUCGAGAGUCUUUUCUUUUUUCUGCUGCUGAAAAGACCACUUGUAUCCGAGUCGUUUGUAUGCAAUGCAAACAGGGAUGAAGAUUGACAGUAAAACCCCAGAAUGCCGUAAAUUUUUAUCCAAACUUAUGGAUCAGUUGGAAGCUAUGAAAAAGCAAUUUGGUGAUAAUGAAGCAAUUACUCAGGAAAUUGUUGGUUCUGCUCAUGUGGAGAAUUAUGCUUUGAAAAUGUUUUUGUAUGCAGACAAUGAAGACAGAGCUGGGCAAUUUCAUAAAAACAUGAUCAAGUCCUUUUAUACUGCAAGUCUCCUGAUAGAUGUUCUAACAGUAUUUGGGGAGCUCUCUGAAGAGAACGUCCAGCACAGGAAGUACGCCAGGUGGAAGGCAGCGUACAUUCACAACUGCUUGAAGAAUGGGGAGACUCCUCAGCCUGGGCCUAUUGGAAUGGAAGGGGAGAGCUUCGCAGAUGUUGAGAGGGAAGAAGCAGGGUCAUCUUCUGUCCAUAGUGGAACAACUCAACCAGCAUCAUCAUCUACGUAUGAAGCUAACAACAUACCGUCUAGUAAUUACACUGGCAUACAUAUACCACCAGGUGCCCAUGCACCAGCCAACACUCCAGCUGAAGUACCUCAUAACACAGGAGUGACAAGUAACACCAUUCAGCCUGCUGCUCAGAAUGUUCCUCUAGUCGAUCCUUCCCUUUACAGUGCUCAGUCUGCAGGGGAAGUCCGUUUGACUCCAGAGGACUUUGCCAGAGCUCAAAAAUAUUGCAAAUAUGCUGGCAGUGCUUUGCAAUAUGAAGAUGUGAGCACUGCUGUGCAGAAUCUGCAGAAGGCCCUCAAGUUACUGAUGACGGGCAGAGAAUGAAGCCUUUAUCCAACAGAUUCUUGUCUUUUGCCUACAGAAUUAACACCUUAUUACUGUACCUGUUAGGGGACUGGAGUUACACAGAGGUUCUCAAUCCUGUCACCCGUGACAAUGAAAUCACUGUUUCAGUGUCAGGUUAGCAAUUAAUGGUACAGUAGGAAUCUCUCUUCAUUUUACAAACAGUGGAUCUAGAAACAUAAGAAUGCAGUGGCUUGACGUAAGCAGAGUACUGAAGAAAGGACUCUGAACACUGCUGAAAAGUUAGAAUUCAUCCCGCAAUAUUUAGAUAUCGGAAUGGGAAAAUGCAGAAUUUGUAAAAAACUUGAGUAUAAGAAUGUUCUAUUAAAAUUCUUACUCUGAUUUUAUUAUUUCAAACAAUUAUUUAAUAAGUAUAAUAACUUUAAAACGGUAACUAAGAUUAGCGCUUUCCUCCUGAAAUGAAAGCAUGUGAGAAGGCUGACAGACCCACAAUGCAAAGGAUGUUUUUCUAUACAUAAUUUAUUUGGGUAUUAUCUGAGACAUAAGUCAAAGUUGAGGGAGACCUGAGGACAUUUCUAUUUGAUUUUAAAACAUGCUGGAAAAAAACAUCUCUUGAUACUUCAGAGAGAGCCAUUUUGAUGUUGUUCCAACCCAAUCCCCCACAACUGUAUGGACUGCUAGAUGUAUUCUUGAUUAUUGGUUCUUGCUCCUUUGGUGUGAACACUUACAAUUUUGUACGUGUAUGGGUAAUUAAGAGAAAGUACUAAUAUUUAUCAGAGAUGAUCCUGAAACUGAAGUCAGAGAUUCUAAACAACAUGAACUUUUGCAGAGAUUCACUUCAUAGCCGUUCCAUAUUCUUAAGAGGCUGAAAAAAGUCCUCUUCUUCAGCCAUUAAAGCAGUAUGGGUUCAUCUCUGGUAUUAGUGUCAUAGAGCUUUGUAUUUCCAGCUAAUAUUCUUCCUGUCUGCUUUGUUGUGGAGACUUUUUGGUCUUGGGAUUUAAUUAAAAUAUCUUGGAAACUGAA
Columba livia (rock pigeon) is the source of this 2232-nucleotide messenger RNA. It is a transcript of the gene VTA1, whose product is annotated as vesicle trafficking 1. The transcript is spliced from 8 exons. The coding region runs from base 430 to 1230 and encodes 266 amino acids. Gene Ontology annotation, cellular component: multivesicular body. Lineage: Eukaryota; Metazoa; Chordata; Aves; Columbiformes; Columbidae. The record is from RefSeq and is a predicted model, not a curated record. Gene Ontology annotation, biological process: late endosome to vacuole transport via multivesicular body sorting pathway.